Molecule: messenger RNA, 1170 nt
Organism: Odocoileus virginianus texanus
Lineage: Eukaryota; Metazoa; Chordata; Mammalia; Artiodactyla; Cervidae
Source: RefSeq, a predicted model, not a curated record
CUGAGUACUUGGAGCCAGGAAAGAAGCAUGAAGUGGCUUGUGCUUCUCUGGCUGGUGGCCUUCUCAGAAUGCAUAGUCAAAAUACCUCUAACCAGAGUGAAGAUCAUGAGAGAAACCCGCAGUGAAAAAAACAUGCUGAACAAUUUCCUGAAGGAACAUGCUUACAGACUGCACCAGACUUCUUCUCCUGGGUCAAAUAUAGCUACUCACCCCCUGAGAAACGUGGAGGAUAUGAUCUAUGUGGGUAACAUCACCAUUGGAACACCCCCUCAGGAAUUCCAGGUUCUCUUUGACACAGCAUCAUCUGACUUGUGGGUGCCGUCCAUCUUUUGCAAGUACCCAACCUGUUCCUCACACGUUUUGUUCAGACAUAAUGAGUCUUCCACCUACCAGCAAACCAAUAAGACCUUCAGCAUCACAUACGGUUCUGGGAGUAUGAAGGGAUUUGUUGCUCGUGACACCGUUUGGAUUGGGGACCUUGUAAGUACUGACCAGCCGUUUGGUUUAAGUGUGGAGCAAUACGGGUUUGAGGAAAUGCCUUUAGAUGGCAUCUUGGGCUUGAACUACCCCAACAUGUCUUUCAUUGGAGCCAUCCCCAUCUUUGACAACCUGAAGAAUCAAGGUGCCAUUUCUGAGCCGGUUUUUGCCUUCUACUUGAGCAAGAGCAAGGCGGAGGGCAGUGUGGUGAUGUUUGGUGGGGUGGAUAAAUCCUACUACCAGGGAGUGCUCAACUGGGUACCGUUGAAACAAGCAGGCAACUGGCGUGUCCACAUGGACCGCAUCUCCAUGGAAGGACAGACUGUUGCUUGUCAUGGCGGCUGUGAGGCCCUUGUGGACACCGGGGCAUCAUCGAUCCUUGGCCCAAGAAGACUGCUCAAUAAGAUCCUGAGGUUCCUCGGUGCCAAGCCACGGGGUUCUGAGCACUAUGUUUCAUGUUAUGCGGUCAAUACCCUGCCCUCUAUUGACUUCUCCAUCAACGGCAUCAAAUACCCACUGCCAGCUCAAGCCUACACCAUGAAGGAUUGUAGUGGCGACUGCUUUAUCAACUUUGAAGUGAACCCAGUGAGUACAUCUACAGAGACCUGGAUCCUUGGUGACGUCUUCCUGAGGCAGUACUUCUCUGUUUAUGAUCGAGGAAAUGACAGAAUUGGCCUGGCACAAGCCGUGUAA